AUGCUGGCUGUAUACCUGCUGUCCAGCAGCUGCUCUCAAACUGCUGCCAAAGACCUACAACGCCACAGGCUGGUUGAUACCGUUCGCAAUUACUUCCGCGCAUCUGAGGCAGAUGCACCGCGGAUAUUUUCACCUAUUAUUGUAUUGGAGGGCCUUGGGCGUUUGUUUCAUCGCCGGCUACUAGCCAGCGAAAAGGACCUCGAAAGUUACGAGCGAUUCGGCGUGGAAGACCAUGUGCAUGAUGUGAUUGCGGAGCUGUGUGAAAUCCCAAAUGCUCGAAGCGAAUUCUCGCUGGGAGAUGGGAUUCAGUUCGAAAAUCACGCCAAUACCUUGGAUAAGCUUGAUUCAGAUAUAUCAGGUGCAACGCAUGGGACGCUUCGCCAGCCCAGUCCCGAUCAGUUCUGCGUCCGUCGCCUGGAUGAUAGCACUAACACUCUGAUCACCACAGGGGAGUUUAAGCCUCCCCACAAGCUCCCAGUGGAAUAUAUUCGGGUAGGGCUCCGCCCAAUGGAAUUCUGGGAGGAGGUCGUUCAAAGGGAAACAGUUCCAACUGACCCCGCUCAGAAAUUGAAAUAUAAUGCUGAACAGUUAACUGGAGCAGAUUUGGCCCAAGAAUAUCAUGUGAUGAUCCAUGAAGGCCUCGAGUAUUCCUAUAUAAUAAAUGGUUUCGCCCUUAUCCUUCUUCAUGUGCGCCAUGAUGAUCCCGCGACGCUUUACUUCUAUCUCUGCGAACCCAAUAUGGAAGUCAAUACUGGAGAUGAGCAGGCUUUGCAGGAGCCGAAGACAGCUAUCGUUCGGGUUUUUGCGCAACGAUGCAAUUCAGCAGCUGCACGUGUGGGAAAUAGAUUUCGACUAGAGCUCAAAUCCCGGAGGAGGAGCUUAAGGAAACCCCUCCCAGGCUCAGAAUAUUUUCCAUCUUCCCCUUUGACGUCUCCAGCAACGGGAGACCGGCGAGCUCGUACGCGGUCCCAGGCAGGCUGUGCACCUGAGGCAACCGCAUACGACUCAGAACCCACUGAUUCAUCGGACACCGACUUGAACCAAGCACCACCCAGACGCAAGCGGAACCUCAGGCAGAUCACAUCAUCCCCGUCCAUACAGCAACCGCCACGGUCAAGACGCACCCACCGUAAGCAACAGAACCACCAUGCAGAGCAAUUUUGCACACAAAAGUGUCUACUCAGCCUUAAACAUAGCCGCAUGCUAGAUGGCCAGUGCCCUAAUGUGGAGCUUCACCGACGAGGCCGAGAGGGCAAGCAUCAUCUUAUUACUGCAGAUUGCCUGGUACAGCUGCUCAAGGAACAGCUGGAUGAAAAUCUUGAUCACAAAUGCACACCAUUUGGAGACUGUGGUGCAUUUGGAGCACCGUUCAAAAUCACCUGCGCUACAUAUGGCUAUACAGUGGUUGGAAAGGGGACGACGUCCCUCCUCUGGAAUGAGGUCUCUCGCGAAGCAGAUGUAUACCGCAUCCUCCAAAAGGCUCAGGGGUCUGCAGUCCCUGUGUUUCUUGGAGCGGUCGAUCUGAGAAUGGUCUACUUUCUACAUCGGGGCGGACAGAUACGCCACAUGCUGCUCAUGGCCUGGGGUGGUAAGGAUACAACUAAGCACGAGCACUCCGAGGCGUUGACUCGCAAGAUCAGGAGGUCUAACAGAGAUAUUCGAGCUUCGGGAGUUAUACAUAAGGACUUUCGUCAUGGAAACGUUUUGUGGAAUGAUGAGCUACAACGGGCCCUAAUCAUUGACUUUCACCGCUCGGAGUUGGAGCGUCGACCGAUAGAGAAGCGAGUGGAACUACGAAAGAGGUCACCAUACAAAGUCGAUCUCCUGGCCCUUUGGAUUGAAGAAGUUUCGAACUUUUAA
Coccidioides posadasii C735 delta SOWgp is the source of this 1860-nucleotide messenger RNA. The record is from RefSeq and is a predicted model, not a curated record. NCBI's taxonomy places the organism in Eukaryota, Fungi, Ascomycota, Eurotiomycetes, Onygenales, Onygenaceae.